This is a messenger RNA of Ramularia collo-cygni, 1023 nucleotides long. RefSeq lists its product as uncharacterized. The transcript has 4 exons. NCBI's taxonomy places the organism in Eukaryota, Fungi, Ascomycota, Dothideomycetes, Mycosphaerellales, Mycosphaerellaceae. The record is from RefSeq and is a predicted model, not a curated record. Gene Ontology annotation, molecular function: nucleic acid binding. The coding region runs from base 1 to 1023 and encodes 340 amino acids.
AUGAGGUUGUCGCUCGAUGCCAUGCUGCAAGAUAGCCGCCGCAAACGGGCGGAAGAGAACCGCGCGCAGGCCAUUCUUGGCUCCCGUUCUCGCCAGCAGCUGCAGCCUCAGUCGCAGCACCCACCACGAAGCCUCAAUAGCAGCAUUGCCAGCCGCGCCGGCAUUCCGAGACGCACCGCAUCCGGCCCCCGCCCUCGCCCACCCCCAUCCAACAACACACGCUCCAACCGACCACGCGAGUCGCACUCGGACGACUACUACGAUGCUCCUCCCCGCGACCUGGUAGACACGCGCCCACCUCCACAGAGUCUGCCAGCCCGUCGCCCCGCCAAUCCUCCUGCCCACACCAAUGGCAAUGGCAAUGCUCGCCCCGCCCCUCGCAUUACGAACACCAACAGCUUCAACGUUCGUGGCGCUGCCAGCGAGCAGUACAUCGUCAUCGCCGAAAACUUCGCUCCGGGAACCACUGCUGCCGAUAUUGAGUCGGUCAUGAUUGAUGCAGGAGGCGAGGUCAACUACGUCAGACUCAUCAACGGCGACCCCGUCAUUGCCGAGAUGAGCUUUGUCAAACGCGAGGGCGCUGAGACUGUCAUUGACACGUUUGACGGCAAGAAGGCGGACGGCAUCCCUCUCACCGUCUACUGGCAGGGACAGCGUCCCACCAACAGAGACUCGUCCCCACCUGCGGUGGGCUUCGUCGUGGACACCGAGCCAAUCCCCGACGAUACCAUGGAGGUGGAUGAGCAGGCCCGCGAGCGUGAGGAGCAGAACCGUCUUCGCGAGGAGCGUCGUGGACCUGCUCCCAGAGACCCGGCCAACGACACACAGAGAGAUGGGCGCGAUCGCCCUCGUGGCGGCGGAGGAGGAUACCCAUCGGGUCCGAGUGCCGACCGCCGCUGCUACGGCGACAACCGUGGCAGCAGCUACAACGGCGGAGGACGUCGGUACGAUGGAGGUGGUGGUGGUGGUGGUGGAGGUGGAGGACGUCAGUACGCGUCGUCCAGAUACAACGGCCGCUCGUAG